GGUUACCGCCCACUUGCUCCUGCGCUUCUGGCUUCUGGCAGCUCUUCAGAUCCGACCCUGCGAAUGGUUUUGGCUGUGUCUUCAUGUAGGACCUACUCCCCAACCCUGCCUGCUGCGGUGAAUUCCACCUGCUAUGCUUUAACUUGUGCAACAGAGAUUCUUGCCCCGGGGAGAGCCGGGGAAGGACGCGCUAAUCAGAGGGCGGGGGCUCGGGUUGGGAUCUGAUCUUGUACCCAUCUACCCACCACGAGAAUGGUGGAGAUCUAAGGAGGGUGAACUUUCCUUCAGAGAUUCUGGUACAAGGGGAAAGAUACAUGUUGAGUCUAUAAAGCUGUCCAGGUGGCACAGCGGAGAAGAGAGAAUUGGGGAAACGAGGAAGGUUCCAUGAGAUGACUUGAACUGCGGAAACGUUUGGCAGAGGAAAAGGGCUUCAGUUUUAAUGUGAGAUCACUGGAAGCUGAGGUAUUAAGGCACCGAUCAUAGUGUCCUCUUCCAUUUUCCCAUUUUAUGAUCUCAUAACUACUAGUAGUAAAGUGUUUUCGAAGCCUUGGGGGAGGGGAUUACUGGCCAGGUCUGGAAAUGGCAGAGAAUUCUAGAAACUUACGGCUUGAAGGAGGGUUAGGUGUCCUGAUUUUUCACCUUCUUCAGGCCGGGCUUCAUCACCAGGCCUCCUCGCCAACUCCUGUCCCGUCUGUGUACCGGAUACCAAUUACCUCGAAUCUCAGUACUUUGUACUCAGCCCAGGCCCAGAGCCAUGGCAGAGUCCUCAUCGACUUCCUGGGAGCUGCCCCUGGUGGCUGUGUGCCAGGUAACGUCAACACCAAACAAGCAAGAGAACUUUAAAACGUGUUCUGAGCUGGUUCAAGAGGCUACCAGACUGGGCGCUUGCCUGGCCUUUCUGCCCGAGGCAUUUGACUUUAUUGCACGCAAUCCUGCCGAGACAUUACUCCUGUCCGAACCACUGGAUGGGGACCUUUUGGGACAAUAUAGCCAGCUUGCCAGGGAAUGUGGAAUCUGGCUGUCCUUGGGUGGUUUCCACGAGCGUGGCCAAGACUGGGAGCAGAAUCAGAAAAUCUACAAUUGUCAUGUGCUUCUGAACAGCAAGGGAUCAGUAGUGGCCAGUUACAGGAAGACACAUCUAUGUGAUGUAGAGAUCCCAGGUCAGGGGCCUAUGAGAGAAAGCAACUAUACCAUGCCUGGACACGUUCUUGAACCACCUGUCAAGACACCAGCAGGCAAGGUUGGUCUAGCAAUCUGUUAUGACAUGCGGUUCCCUGAACUUUCUCUGAAAUUGGCUCAAGCUGGGGCAGAAAUACUUACUUAUCCUUCAGCCUUUGGAUCUGUUACCGGCCCAGCCCACUGGGAGGUGCUGCUGCGGGCCCGCGCCAUUGAAUCUCAGUGCUACGUGAUAGCAGCAGCACAGUGUGGACGCCACCAUGAGACAAGAGCAAGUUAUGGCCACAGCAUGGUGGUUGACCCCUGGGGCACAGUGGUGGCCAGCUGCUCCGAGGGACCAGGCCUCUGCCUUGCUCGAAUUGAUCUCCACUUUCUGCAACAGAUGCGCCAACACUUGCCUGUGUUCCAGCAUCGCAGACCUGACCUUUAUGGCAGUCUCCUGCCACUCUCCUAAUGUUUUUAAUUUCUGUUGGUUGAGACAGACAAACACACGCCAACUGUGAGGUGAUGCUACCGUGACUUGUAGGCUGGACCCAAGCACGGUUCCCUUCACUUGCAGGACUUACUCUCUUAAUGGAACACAGGCUCAAUCAAGUCCAUGGGAAAGAAGAGACUUUGACCUGAUCUCAGAUUUCAGUUUCAGAAAAAUGAAAUUUUAUAUAGUCACUGUUUAUUUCAUGAAAACUGAAGUUGCGCUGAGGGCUGAGCAGCACUGGCAUUGAAAAAAAUAUAUAAUAAUCAAUCAUAA
Molecule: messenger RNA, 1924 nt
Organism: Rattus rattus (black rat)
Lineage: Eukaryota; Metazoa; Chordata; Mammalia; Rodentia; Muridae
Gene: Nit1
Product: nitrilase 1
Exons: 6
Coding region: 755-1630 (291 amino acids)
Molecular function (GO): hydrolase activity, acting on carbon-nitrogen (but not peptide) bonds, in linear amides
Source: RefSeq, a predicted model, not a curated record